UGUGUGUGUGUGUGUGUGCACACGCAGUCAGGAAGAGCCACAGAGAAUCAGACACAAACAGCCAGCAGCAGCGAUGAAUGGAGCCUGACCCACAAGCGGCUGGAUAUUGACGAUAAACGUAUCUCGGAAGUGUCUUGGGGUUUUUCUGUUGAAAUGUUUCGUUAGUAGCUCAAGGGGAGUUCAAGAUUGUGCUCAGAGGUGCCACAGAAACCAGACUCGCUCAGACAGUAACAGACCAGAUACACCUGAGCAGACAGGUGGCCGCCCCACCCUCCACACACCAGGCUGGACUCCAAAUCAUAUAUUAGGAGGAUUUAAGCUGGCGUGUGUGCGAGAUUGUCACGUUGAACACAAGCAGCACAAACGCAGACACAACCAGCUCCUUAUAUAACUGAGGAAGCACUCCUGCAUCAGAAGUGUCAUCCGUCCUCACUCUUUAACAUUCUGGUGGUUCGACCCGCUCUUGUCCUGCCUGACCGGUGGUGGUGUUGGUCAGACAGCGGGCAGUGCCAUGCCCCAGGCGUAAGUGCGUGUCUCCUGGCAGACUCAGGCGUGGUGGGCCGCCGGUGGGCGUCCGGCUGCGGGAGGUGAUGAAGCUGAAGCAGCGUGUAGUGGUGCUGUGCGCUGUGCUUUUUCUCCUCGGCCUGGCCAAGGUUUUCUUGCUGGAUGGAGGGGAGGGAUCGGCCGCCAGCCGCCGUGACCUGCGGGCCUUCCGCAAGAUGGAGGCCAGCCUGGCCCUGGCCAAGGGAGCUCGCCUCACGCACACCCUGCAGUCACCCUGGGAAGUGGCCGCCCAGUGGGUGGGUCCACGGGAGGUGUACCCGGACGAAACGCCCGAGCUAGCCGCCGUGCUGAAUGCCCUGGCCACCGCUCGCGUGGAGAGGGCCGAUGUGGGCUAUAAAGGCACCCAGCUGAAAGCCCUACUGGUGCUCGACGGAGGACAGAAAGUGGUAUUCAAACCCAAGAGGUACACUAGAGAUUAUGUGGUUGAAGGAGAGCCAUACGCAGGGUACGAUCGGCAUAAUGCAGAAAUUGCUGCUUUCCACUUGGACAGGAUCCUAGGUUUUAGAAGAGCGCCCCUGGUGGUGGGGAGGUUUAUGAAUCUACGUACUGAGAUUAAGCCAGUAGCUACAGAUCAACUGCUGAGCACUUUCCUGAUGCACGGAAAUAAUACAUGUUUCUAUGGGAAGUGUUAUUACUGCCGUGAGACUGAGCCUGCAUGUGCAGAGGGGGAUGUGAUGGAGGGAUCGGUUACCCUGUGGCUCCCUGACGUCUGGCCCUUACAGAAACACAGACACCCAUGGGGACGGACAUACCGAGAGGGCAAACUCGCCAGGUGGGAGUAUGAUGAGAGCUACUGCGAGGCUGUGAAGAAAAUGCCUCCUUACGAUGCCGGUCCACGGCUCCUGGAUGUUAUCGACACAGCCAUCUUUGAUUACCUUAUCGGCAAUGCAGAUCGCCAUCACUAUGAGAGUUUCCAAGACGAUGGAGGAGCCAGUAUGCUCAUCCUUCUGGACAACGCCAAAAGUUUUGGGAACCCAGCUCUGGACGAGAGGAGUAUUCUCGCCCCUCUUUAUCAGUGUUGCAUGGUCCGUGUUUCCACCUGGAACAGGCUAAACCUGCUAAAAGGUGGAGUGUUGAGUUCAGCGUUGCAACAGGCCACGGCCCACGAUCCUGCCUUUCCGGUGCUAACGGGGCCGCAUCUCACCGCGCUCGACCGCCGUCUCAAUGGAGUGCUGGGCACCGUGCGGCAGUGCAUGGAGACGCAGGGCGCCGACAACACGCUGAUCGAGGACCGCAUGAACCUGCCUCAUCCUUAAACACACUGGAGAAACAAGGGAAGUGAAGAUGUGUUUGACUCUUAAUGCUCAGGCUCCUUUCGCCUUCCUGCUAUGGAGCCAGAGAAGCGGAGGCCACAAGAAGCCCUAUGAGCCAACCUGAUGGAGUUUGUUUUUCACUGGAUACAUUCAAGUCAGACCACAGAAGCAAAGAAAACUCUCCAUACUGUUUUUUUCUUGCUCUCUGGAUGGAGUGAGGAGGCCUUGGCAACAUGUAGGUGGACUGCACUUCACCUGUUUUCUGUUAUUGUUUUUCUUUUAAGUUCACUGUCUUUUUUUCUUUUGCCAUCCAAGUCCGUUUACAGGAAGAUGGAUUAACAGUUUUUCAGCAUUACAUAUGUGGAACUUGAAAUUAAAUAUUUGGAGUAAUUAGACUCAGGAAGCCAGGAAGAUGGAUCCAGAACAUUAUUAACAGAACUUCGGGGAAGAUCUCCCACAUUGUAUAUACAGAACAAGCUUUUGAAUAAUACUGAGUAAUAAUAUUAUUGAUCUACAGAUAAAAUGAAUUAUGAUAGACUCACUGUGUUCUGUAUGCAGGAUGAACACAGUGUUGUACAGGGCUGGGCGGCUGUUGCUACUGAUGUUCAGAGAAGAUGGUGAAGACGACAGCAUUGUAAGAUUGCUGUGGGGCAUUUUCAACAUUAAAAAUUAAUAUUUAAACUUACAGAAGUUUGUGUGUAUGAAGCAUUUGUUCACCCUUUCUUAUUUAAAGACAACUAUACACAAAUGACAGAGACAGCAACCUGCGUUUUAGCAACAUGCUGUUGGCACAUUUUUGGUCUAGACUACACACAAAUACACUCAAAACCUGUUCAAAUGUGGGGCUUGGCCAGUAUUCAUGUAAACGGUUGAUUUUGUCUUAGUUGAACAGUUGGGAAAAAAUUGGAUAUGUAUUAGUAUAUUACAUGCGGGAAGUGACAGCAGUCUAAUAAACCUGCAGCUGUCUGUGUCAAUAAUGCCAAUCAAACAACAACAGAAAAAGAGAAAAAUCACUCGCUUACAUCACUUGCUCACCAAUGGAUCCUCUGCGGUGAAUGGGUGCCGUUGGAAUGAGAGUCCAAACAGCUGAUAAAUACAUCACAAUGAAAGUGAAAAUCUGUUUGUAACAAACAAAUCCAUCAUCAAGACAUUAACUAAAAAUAUAUAUGGGUCAUUCCGUGUCAAAUCAACCAAAUUUUAGACAUUUUCCCAGCUCAAAUUUUUGAUUUUGCUGAUUUUUUUUUUUUCUGAAGAAAGAUAAACAUGUAUAGUGAUGAUAGCCCAAAUAUUAAAUGUCAUGGAUGAAUAUUUACCAAGUAAUCCACUAUUUUGUAAAGGUGGGUCAAAAUGACCAAAUUACAGGGAGUUAAAAAUGGCUUUAGAAAAAUGACAGCAUCACAAUGUUAUUUUUGCCCAGAGAUUCCUAGGUAUGUUAAUAAAAUAUGUUGACUUUAGCAAUCUUUGUUGCAUAAUAUGCCAAUGGUGACCAUUAAAAGAUGGGGAAAGAGCACUUUUCAAGUUUUUUUUUUUCCUCCAAAGUUUGCCUGCCUGUAUCUCAAAAAGUAUUAAAGAUAUCUUAAGGCCCUUUCAGAUGUUGGGUCUUAACAAACUUCUCUUUUGGCAUCUUCAUUUUUAAGGCCCUAUAUGGUUCGGUUCCAGAGAUAAUGGAAUUUCAAAUUGUUAAAUUGUACACAUUUUCAGUUGUUAAAAACCAAAUGUGGGUCAUUUUGCCAAAGUAUGAUACUUUUCUUUUAAAGAGGGUUGUCUGAAGAAUGAAUAAUGUUGAAACUAGAAAUGUAUCUUGUUUCCUUCUGUCCAAACAACUCCAUUGAACACUUGUCCAAAGUGCCAUAAGUAUUCUUUUUCCAAAGUUUGCGUGCCUAUAACUCAAGAAAUAU
This is a messenger RNA of Onychostoma macrolepis, 3715 nucleotides long. RefSeq names its product FAM20B glycosaminoglycan xylosylkinase (gene fam20b). Gene Ontology annotation, molecular function: phosphotransferase activity, alcohol group as acceptor. Gene Ontology annotation, biological process: protein phosphorylation. NCBI's taxonomy places the organism in Eukaryota, Metazoa, Chordata, Actinopteri, Cypriniformes, Cyprinidae. The record is from RefSeq and is a predicted model, not a curated record. Gene Ontology annotation, cellular component: Golgi apparatus. The coding region runs from base 591 to 1820 and encodes 409 amino acids. The transcript has 9 exons.